UGCAACUGUGCUACCCAAACGAAGAAAAUAUUUUACUUUUUCUCAGCAAUUAGAGAUUUUUUCCAACUUAACUAAAUUUUAAAACAAAAAUUCGCCAAUUAAAUGCUAAAGUUUUUAUAUAAAAUCAUUGAAAAUGUCUAAAACAAUUAUUCGAUAUUUAUAAGAAAUUGAAAAUAGUGAGCAAAAUCAAGCAAAUUGAUCGAAAAAUUCGAUUAAUUGAAAGUGAAAUUUUUUUCAAAGAGUGGCCUUAGUGCUCACUAAGGUAUCACACAAAAAAAAAAAGAAAAAAUUGUGUGUAGCAGGCAGCAGCUUGUUUGUUAAUUUUGGUUAUUGUUGGUGGCGGUGGUGGUGGUCGUCAUCAUCAUCAUCAAGAGCAGCAGCACAAGUACUGCAAGUCUAUUUAACACUUUAUGACGACCAAAAUAAUAAAAAUAAGUCGUGUGUACGUGUAUUAGACUGUGGGGUGUUGAAAAGUUUUGAAAUCGAACAAUAAUAAAAAAGUUUAAAUUGAAAUCAAUUCGUAGAAAAAGGAUACGUUUGUUUGCAUAAGCAAAUAAACCCACUUUCAACACGAACAAAGUAUAAAAAGACGUGAUAAGGAACGAAAAGUUCAAUAUUCUUAAACAAAUAUGAUUCUCCAAGAACCAGUACAGGCUGCCAUAUGGCAUUGUCUCAAUCACUAUGAUCACAAGGAUGCGGUAUUUCUGGCAGAGCGUUUAUGUUCAGAAGUGGAGACUGAUGAAACCAUUUUUAUCUUAGCCACCAGCUAUUAUCGUUCAAAUCUUAUACAUCAAACGUAUUGGCUACUGCGAGAAAAAUCACGCCGUUCGCCACAAUGUCGUUUCCUACAGGCAAAAUGUGCCUAUCAACUUAAGAAAUAUUCCGAAGCUGAAUGUGCUCUAACCAUCAAUGGUUUUGGUGAUAUGAAGAAUUGUUUUGACGAUAUUGUCAAGGAAUUCGGUGAAAUAGCAUGUUUUGUUCUACAGUUAAUAGCACAGAUUUGUGUUAAAACAGAACGUAAUAAAAUAGCCACCAUGGCAUUACGUAAGGCAUUGAAAUUGAAUCCGUUUAUGUGGCAAGCAUUUGCCGAUCUCUGUCAGUUGGGUGAAUACCCAGAUGCAAAUAGUAUUUUUCAUAUACCCAAUACUGAUAUAUUCAAUACAUGCCAAGGUAAUGUGAAUACAAAUUCGAUGAUACUGUUUGGCAGUGGUGGGGUUGGUGGAGGCUGUGGAGCGGGAAAUCUUGGCAGUCUAAAUGAAAGCGGUAGUAUAAAUUAUUCAAAUUUCGGUACAACAAAUACAAAUAUUUCAGUGGAUGGUGGUUUUAUUAGUCAAUUGAGCAAUAGUUCAAAUUAUAUACUCUCCACACCCGUAGAACAGCAAAUACAGCCGCCUUCUAAUAACAAUGGCCUGGGUGCCUUACAGGCCCUAACCACACCAAAUAAUAACAAUAACAAUUUAAAUAGUUCCAUAUCAAUGCUAAGAGGUACAAAUGUAGUACAGAGUGUGGGCAGCGGGGGUAAUGGGGGAGGUGGUGGCGUUGGUCAAGGAGUUGGCCAACAGAACAGCAGUAUGAUGAUGUUGGACGAUACUCCAGUGGGUUAUACCACCAAUUCCGAUCAAACUAGCAUUACGGCACAAGGACAACAACAACAAUUUGAUGGUGGUGCUGGUACACCAUUCCGCAAACAAUUCAAAUAUCUGUCUGCUAUGUCACCCACAACACCCAGUUUUGGUGUUCUACCCAUAAACAGUCCGUGCGGUGGAGAUUCUUCAUUUUUGGGCAGUCUAGGUGCUGGUCACACACAAGCCAAUCUCAAUAUAACAAAUUCCCCAUUACCCCAAACACUGGCCGAAGUCAAUCAAGAACAAAAAGUAAUAGGAAAAAAGAUGAAGGGACACGUUAGUUCUUUAAUCAAUCGCAAAGAAACUUCAACAAAUGCUGGUGGGGGCAGUAAACCUUCGGUGUUUACACAAACCGGUAAUAUAACUCCACGUACACCCAACAACAGUGGUAAUGUUUCAAAUGUUCCUAAUAUUCCUAAUGCUGCUGUGAGGCGAAGUUCCCGUCUCUUUAGCCAUAGUGCUUAUUCAGUAAAGGAAAACAACAAGUCGCCCAAUAUAUCAAAUAAGUUCGUUCAGCCACGUUCACCGCCACGUAAAACUAAAGCUCGUAUGGGAAAAAUCUGUCUAAACAAUGAACUAAUCGAAGACAAAUCGAAUGCCAAUCAAACAAAUGCCGAUAAAGUUAGCGAAAAGAAUAUACGCAAAGAUAAGGAAAAAGUGGAAACUAUUACUUCGGCUCAAACGGGCAAUAAUCGCUCGAAUGAAGAUGCCAAAGUGCAGCUGAACAACAGUUUAAAUAGUGCCCAAACUAUGACCCAUCACCUGCUAGCCCUUAAAAAACAAUCAGCCGAUGGUCUGAUGACCCUAAUGCGUGAUCUAGGCGAAGGCUUUAAGCAAUUGGCACAUUUUCAAUGUAAAGGCGCCAUUAAACACCUAGAGGCUACAAUACCAAAACAUCAUUUUUCUUCCAAUUGGGUGCAAUCAUUAAUCGGCAUGUGCCAUUACGAAUUGAGAGAAUAUGAAAAUGCGGUGGCGAUAUUUAAACGUAUACACGAGCAGGAGCCUUAUCGUUUAGAUUAUAUGGAAAUAUACUCAUCCUCCUUGUGGCACUUGCAGAAAGAGGUGAGUCUUUCGGCCUUGGCCCAAGAUCUAAUAAAUCAAGAUAAAACCUCACCCAUAACUUGGUGUGUGGCGGGUAAUUGCUUUUCGCUGCAUAAAGAGCAUGAAACUGCUAUUAAGUUCUUUAAGCGGGCCGUACAAGUAGAUCCAGAAUUUGUAUAUAGUUAUACACUAUUGGGGCAUGAACUAGUGCUCACUGAAGAACUGGACCGAGCCAUGGACUAUUUCCGCUCAGCUGUGGUGCGUGAUCCACGUCACUAUAAUGCCUGGUUUGGCAUCGGCACCAUCUACUCAAAACAGGAAAAAUACGAAUUGGCCGAAUUGCACUACAUUAAGGCCUUGAAAAUCAAUCCCCAAAAUUCAGUUAUACUUGUGCAUAUUGGUGCUAUGCAAUACUUUAUGCAGAAGAAAGAACAGGCCUUACAGACCCUUAAUACCGCCGCAACAUUAGAUCCUAAAAAUCCCUUGGCACGUUUCCAUCGUGGUUCGAUAUACUUCUCGUUGGGUAAACAUCAAGAGGCUUUGAAAGAACUUGAGGAACUCAAAGAAAUCGUACCUAAGGAAUCGGUUGUCUUCUAUUUAAUAGGAAAAAUUCAUAAAACAUUAGGCAAUGUUGACUCGGCUCUCAUGCACUUCAGUUGGGCCACCGAUCUCGAUCCCAAGGGUGCCAACAAUCAAAUUAAAGAUGCCUUCGAUUCUAUGUCACAUCCCUGUUGUCCCACUUCAAUGAAUGAUCCCGGUCUAGAUGCUGAUUUAGAACCCAUAUCCGAGCGUUCGGAUGAAUCAACCCAGGCCCAAGAUGUCAACUACGAUAGUGACUUUUAAGUCAGCCAGCCACCUGCUAAAUGUUUUUGUGUUUGUCCAUUUCUCUAACGACUGAUAUUAAAACGAAGGUGGUCCAAGUCUAAUAAACCCUCAAUGGCAGUAGAGUGGUAGUAAAUUUAUUAUAACAUUUUGUAAUAUUUUUUUGUUUAUCUUCUUUAUAUUGACUUUUUUUACUUUCACCUUGCUCCAUAUAUACAAUCUUUCUAACACUUUUCCUCCUACUUCUUCUACUUCUCCUUUCACCUUACACUUUUCUAUAUUUAUGUUUGUAAAGCUGCAAGCUGCAUAAUGUUAAUUGUAAACAUACAACAUUGGGAGUUACAUACAUAUUGUUUUAUUAUUUCUUUUAUUAACUUUAUAUUUUUUUUUCAAAUGCUUUAGGGGCGUGUGUGUUUGUGUGUGAAUGUAUGUGAAAAUAAAAUAACUGGAAAAACAUUUAUAAAAACCACCGAUUUGUUAUUUAUAGUUUUUUUUUUAAAGAAAAUCUAUAUUUAUUUUGUAAUGCUUUUAAAUAAAUUACAAAAUUAAACUAAUGCGGAAUAAGUAGUAAACUUGAACAUGAAAUCGGUUGAUUUUUGUUUUCAUCACAGGCAUGUAACUCCAUCAUUAUCAUCAUUAUUAUUAUUUAAUUUUAAUUUAUUACCCCCCUCAAAGUAACACAAUAAUAAAACAAUAAUUUUACUAUGUUUAACAUCAAUCAAUAAAAAAAAGUUAGUAAUAUUUAAACCAAAUAAAUUUACCUUCUCUACUUGUUAUUUUACUAUCCUCUAACAAAAAAAAAUGAUUAAAAAUAAUACCAUAAAUUAUAAAAUACAGCCAAAACACUCUUAUGUUAGGGACUGUUUAAAAAAAAAGAAUAAAACCAACAAUAAAACAUAAAUAAUUUAAGCUUAAAUGGACAUUUUAUAAUUUUAAUUUGCAAAUAAUAAUAAUAAUAAUAUAAAACACAAGAAAAUAAGCAUAAAAUAAACAUUAAUUACAAUUUGAAUUAGUAGUACGUAAUAACUUUAAAAUUAAUGAAUGAUAAAGAAACAAAACAAGAAAAGAAAAGAUGAAAGAAAUAAUUAUUAUUAAUAGUAAUAUAAACGCAAAACCUGAU
This is a messenger RNA of Lucilia sericata (common green bottle fly), 4608 nucleotides long. RefSeq names its product cell division cycle protein 27 homolog (gene Cdc27). Bases 630 to 3509 code for a protein of 959 amino acids. The transcript is spliced from 4 exons. Gene Ontology annotation, molecular function: protein binding. Gene Ontology annotation, biological process: cell division. NCBI's taxonomy places the organism in Eukaryota, Metazoa, Arthropoda, Insecta, Diptera, Calliphoridae. The record is from RefSeq and is a predicted model, not a curated record.